GAACUGAGAUAAUAAUAAACCAUGGAAGACGGACAGAGACAGAAAAUGGCUGAUCAGAGUUUGCUGGGGCUGAUUUUUCUCUGCUCAUUUCUCAAAGGCACCAGUGGAGAGAUCACAUAUCUCAAUGUGUUCAUCAGUGAUGGUGAGAGCGUCAGUCUGCCCUGUGUCAAUGCUUCAACCGACUGCACAUCAACUACAUGGAUGUAUAACAGAGAAAGGAGUUCAGGGACAGUUGUAUUAUUUAUAGAAGGGAUGAAGAAUAAUGAUAUAGAGAGACAUGAGAGACUGAGUCUGGGGUCUGACUGCUCUCUAAACAUCUAUAAAGCCACAACUGAAGAUCAUGGACUUUACACCUGCAGGCAACAUCUGAAUACAACGAGAUACACUGAUGAUGAUGUUGAUCUGCAUGUUCUUCAUGUCUCUCCAUCAUCCACACAGACUGAGAUUAGACCUGGACGCUCGUUCUCUCUCUCCUGUCAGUUUUCUCUGACUACAACACUCCUCGAUGAAGACGACAACACACAGUGGAGAUGUGAGAUUACUAAAGGAGAUAAAGUCCAGACCUCAGUCAGAUAUACUGUCACGUACUCGGCAGACAACAAGACUUUGUCUGGAUUCUCCCUCAGAGUGAUUCUACUUAUCAUUGAGAUGGCAGUAUUUACUCCUCCUACUGUUAUUCUCCUAUGGAUCGUCUGUGAAAGGAGAGCUGAUAAUAGAAGAAGAGGUCAGGACACCCAGAGGAAUAAUAUUGAAUUAACCACGCUCUCGACAACUGGAAAAAAAUGAAUUUUAUAGAUAGGAAUUUUACAGGCUAAAUUCCUAAAUUUACUUCACUAUAUUACUAUUAAAUCCUAAUCUAGUCAUGACA
Pimephales promelas (fathead minnow) is the source of this 868-nucleotide messenger RNA. Lineage: Eukaryota; Metazoa; Chordata; Actinopteri; Cypriniformes; Leuciscidae. The record is from RefSeq and is a predicted model, not a curated record.